AUGUCUGCAAACGAGCUCGCAUUGAAGGACGACUUCAGUUUCGGGACUCACAAUGAUGCCGGUAUGAACAUUCUCGAUGGAUCUGAGCCAGUGGACAUCAGUCAUGCGGGAGGAGAGUUCCAUGAGCUUACCAGAGAGCUACUAGGGGAUUUCUACAACAUAAAUGCCAAUGCGAAGUCUCGCAGGCCAGACUACAGGACAAGGUGUGAUAGGACACGGCGGCAUACCGAGGCGUUUGAUAGACAGAUGCCAGCCUUAACAAAGGCAUACCUUGAUUGGCAUCUGUCAGUAAGCAAUGCUGCCAGCGGCGACUGCGGGUUUUUUGCGCACCAUAAGAAGAGUUCUCAGGAGAACACACUGGAGAUUAAUGGUUCCAUCCAGAUCAAGGUGGUGGAUGUAUUCUGCGCUGAGAAAGUUGCUCUCACCAUACUAUCGACAGAUUCAUUUGUUGCAUCAGCCCUUGUACGACAAGGUAUCAUUCCCUCUUUGCCCAUAAGUCCAACUACUGGCUUAACAGUACAGGCUCUCAAACUCUAUCGCAUCACAUCUUACGUAAAGACGUUGUGUGACUUACAAGGGGUUCAAUUUUACCCUUAUCUAUCUUGGCAGUUCUCGAUUGCGCUGGACGCUUACCUACAGAUUCUCGCCAGUGUCAAUAUGCUAGUCUAUGAAGUGCUUCACUGUGGAGACCCUCAAUGGCGCUUAAAACAUGCUUGUCCAGCAUGCACAUACAAACUGCAAGGUGAAGUCCCCAUGAAGUUCAGCUUACUCUAUGCAAUGGACGGCAAUGACUCACUUAAUGGUGACCGUUAUUUGUUAAACGACUACAUCAAACAGUUCUCAAGAGACUCGCCUGCAGAUAUGCUAUCACUUGAUGACGAUGAGGACAAUCCUUGCGCAGGACACUGGAAAAAUAUGCGAGAUGAGAAGACAAAGAAGAUGUGGGGCAUUUUCGACGAGUCAGGCAUAUUCAUGUCUAUCUGUAGGCAUGGUUUCUCGCUCGUCAUAGCUGACAUGGUCCAAAGCGGAGAACAAGCAAAGUACCCUCUGGCGGUUGUCUCAACACUUCUCGAUACAUUCGGUAGUGACCUCGGAGGAGGUUAUGAUAUCGGAUGUCACUUCAAGACCACGCUCAGCCAAAGCACACUAGGUCAACGCGCACAAGAACUCAAUCACACCUCCCUCGUUAGUGCCUUCCACAGACAUGCUCACCAACGCCUUUGUCAGCUCAAUCACCUUGCAACGUAUGUCAAAGGCCUGGGACUAGAGGACCUCGAGGGCUGCAAAUGCACAUUUUCGAACACCUUUCACCGGCAUCAAGCUAUUGCCAAUUAUUUUCAGCACAAUGAUGAUCACGAAGUCUACGCAAAUCUUAGUGAAAAUGCUAUCCUACGUACAUUCUUGUAUAAUAACUACAAGCAAGCCCUUCGUAUACUCUCUGACGGACGACAAUCCCUGCCAAGACUGAUGCGAGAGCUUGGGGUAGAGGAUGUCAGCAUAUUUGAUGCUUGGUUAGCCGAAGAACGAACUUACCUCACAUCGUUGACUCACGAGCCCAACCAUGAGACGCUACAGAUGGAGUACUGGCAAAAGCUGGUGAACCUUUCGGGUAGCAAGAGAGAUCUCGAUGCUACUAUGACCGCUUGGUCUGUGACUACACCAAGCACAGUACAGUUUGGACCUCGCGACAUUGCAUCGAAAAACAAGGUCGAGACCACCCGCAGGCACGCUAUGGAGAAUUACAAGAAGGACUUGAGAGUUGUCCAAGAACUCGAGGCGAAGCUUGGCGUGGCAUGUAGAUGGGUCCUGGAAGAUCAGGAAUGGAAGGAUGCUGGACAUCUUGUAGCCAAAUGUAAAUUCCAACGCGCGCUCGAUCACCUUGAAGGUCUCGUUGUGGCUCGAAUCUUCGAGCUUGCAAAGAUGAACCAAGCAGGAACAGGCUACAAACUUCGGAAACACAUUGGCAAGGCUUUACAAGUGCGCUCGGCAGCUAUCCGCACAGCACUCGACAAGUAUAACGCUGCUGCACGGGCACUCUCUCCUCCACGUUCCACCAUUUCAUGGGAGGAUGUUGUUGAAUAUGCUUUUCUAGCUGACUUCGACCUGCUCCGCGAUGCACUCGACAAUAUAUCGCAUCGUCCUUGGGCAACUCCCACUGGUCGCCAGACCAUGGACACCUACUUCAAAAUGUGCCGUGCGCGCGAGGAGAUACACCGUCUCAAUGUUGAAAUUCAGUGCCUAGCUACAUAUCUACACGACGAAGACCAUUACCUACUGGAGUGCGAGAAAAAACUUCAAAAUCUGCAUCCAGCACUUGCUCAUCAAGUCGGUUUGCAUCGCAGGAUUCGCGCGAGAUUCAUGGCACAUCACUACCAUCGCCUGGAUGAGAUAAGCGCACUAGAUGGCUUUACAGGGUCCAUCGAGCGAGGGGAAAGCAUUGAACGAGGAAUGGGUGCCAGUGCAUCCUCCCCCACAGCUUGCAUUCCCCCCCAGCUCAUUGCGGAUGUGCUUCCCAUGCUACAGGGAGGCAUUGACAAUGACUUGGAGGACCUUGAGGCAGACGAGAAUGAUGAUACCAAUGGCGAGGAGAGUGCUCAUGUACUGGAGGAUAUUCUCCAGGUGACUCUGGAUGUUUAA
Messenger RNA from Suillus bovinus, 2637 nucleotides. RefSeq lists its product as uncharacterized. Lineage: Eukaryota; Fungi; Basidiomycota; Agaricomycetes; Boletales; Suillaceae. The record is from RefSeq and is a predicted model, not a curated record. The transcript has 13 exons. Bases 1 to 2637 code for a protein of 878 amino acids.